AUGAUACUUGUCACGAGAGCGCUGAAAAAGACAGUGGGAGAAGACAAUUCAAAUGCCGAGACUUUUAUUGUGGCCAAUCGGAAUGUCGGUACCGGCUUAGUCGCGUCGGCCGUCGUCUCGUCUUGGCUAUGGAGUACCAUGCUCUUAAGUACAGUUCUAGUGGCAUAUCAAUAUGGCAUCAGUGGCCCCUUCUGGUACGGUGCUGGCUGCUCGCCCAUGAUUGUUUGCUUCGCCUAUCUCGGAACCGUGUGCAAAAGCCGGGUACCAAGCGCACAUACCGUGUUAGAAGUCGUGAAGAUACGAUAUGGCACUGUUGCUCAUCUGAGCUUUACAUUCUUGGCGGUUGUGAAUAAUUUAUUCAACACGAUCAACAUGAUUCUGGGUGCUUCAUCAACCAUAACAUACUUAACUGGAAUGCACAUUGUGGCUUCCACAUUCCUGUUACCUCUUGGGGUGGUUAUAUACACGCUUACAGGUGGUAUCAAAGCAACCUUUCUGACGGAUUAUCUGCACACAUUCAUUAUAUUGAUUCUUUCUUGCUACCUAACCACUAAAGUGCUCCUGUCUGAUGAAGUCAAGUCGAUCGGUGGAUUGUAUGACCUCGUUAUUCGGGCUCAGCCCGACCAUGUCAUCGACGGGAAUUACCAGGGCUCGCUUUUAACCAUGACUUCCCAACAAGGAAUAUUCUUCGGAAUAAUUCUUCUUGUGUCAAAUUUUGGGGCGGUAAUAAUGGACACUGGAUACUUCACGAAAGCAUUCGCUGCAUCACCAGGAAGUGUUUUACCAGGCUAUGUUACCGGAGGAAUAUUUUACUUCAGCAUCCCAUGGGCUAUUGGGACUAUCAUGGGAAUGUCCGCUCUAGGGCUAGAGAGUUCAAAAUCGUUUCCAACGUAUCCACGAGCCAUGACACCUACGGAAGUAACAAAUGGACUAGCCCUGCCAUAUACAGCAAUAGCAGUAGCCGGAAAGGGCGGAGCUGUGGCUAUUCUUUUGAUGGUUUUCAUGGCGGUGACCUCCACUUUAUCCGCCCAGGUAAUCGCAGUAUCGUCGAUAGUUGCUUUUGACGGAUACCGAACAUAUUGGAAUGUCAACGCAACAAACAAAGAUGUGAUUCUAUGGAGUCGGGUGGGUGUCAUCAUAUUCGGGCUUGUCGCUGCAGGUCUUACUACUGUUUUCCACUAUGUCGGAAUUGACAUGGGCUGGACUCUAUAUAUGAUAGGUGUGGUUACAUGCCCGGGAAUUUUUCCUUUGGUUCUUACGUUCCUCUGGAGACGGCAAAGUCGGAUUGCGGUAGUUGCAUCAGCCUAUCUCGGGCUGGCAUCAGGACUCGCCGUCUGGCUUGGGACGGCGUACCGAUUUUAUGGUGAAGUGACUGUCUCUACGACAGGCCAGACUCUACCAUGCAUGUAUGGUACUGUCGUCUCGGCCUUCAGCCCACUUCUGUAUUCCGGUUUGAUUUCCCUAUUUGCCCCUUCGGAUUUUGACUGGGGAAGUCUGGCAAACAAGAGCCUGGAGGUAAGCCCAGAGAGUGAGUCUCACGAGCAGACCCAAGAAAUUACAAAAAGCGAAGAGAUUUUAGAGUCAACGCAAAGACGCUGGGCGCGAUACGCUCUUAUAUGGGCGAUUGCAACAUUCCUAGGUCACUGGGUGCUUUGGCCACUUCCUAUGUAUGCUGCGCGGUUUAUCUUCAGCCGGGGCCUUUUUAUCGCGUGGGUGGCUAUGGCAAUUGUUUGGCUCUGGCUUACAUUGUUGACGGUUGGUCUAUACCCACUGUGGGAUGGACGGAAGCGAAUCCUCCUGAUUUUCCAAAGAAUGCUUGCAUAA
This is a messenger RNA of Penicillium cosmopolitanum, 1824 nucleotides long. Its product is annotated as sodium:solute symporter family protein. Gene Ontology annotation, cellular component: plasma membrane. Bases 1 to 1824 code for a protein of 607 amino acids. Gene Ontology annotation, molecular function: urea transmembrane transporter activity. Gene Ontology annotation, biological process: urea transmembrane transport. NCBI's taxonomy places the organism in Eukaryota, Fungi, Ascomycota, Eurotiomycetes, Eurotiales, Aspergillaceae. The transcript has 10 exons. The record is from RefSeq and is a predicted model, not a curated record.